Molecule: messenger RNA, 1232 nt
Organism: Sorghum bicolor (sorghum)
Lineage: Eukaryota; Viridiplantae; Streptophyta; Magnoliopsida; Poales; Poaceae
Product: 5-pentadecatrienyl resorcinol O-methyltransferase-like
Exons: 1
Coding region: 118-1047 (309 amino acids)
Biological process (GO): methylation
Molecular function (GO): O-methyltransferase activity; protein dimerization activity; S-adenosylmethionine-dependent methyltransferase activity
Source: RefSeq, a predicted model, not a curated record
GCUAGUUGCAUGCACUGUUAACUGUGACAGGUCCAUAUUGGUGAGUGAGCUGUCUAGGCCUUGGCGAUUUUCUUUUUGUUUCCAUCUUGAGAGGGCAAGGAUAUAUACAUCUUGUUGAUGCAAGCUAAAACUUGGGUUUUGGUCUCUGCUAGGUUAGUAAUAAUCCACCGUACCCACAGCCGACGGCACAAUACAAUGGUAGUACUCAGCAGCGAGGACGACAGCAGGGAGUUGCUCCAAGCCCAUGUCGAGCUGUGGAACCAGACCUACAGCUUUAUGAAGUCGGUGGCUCUCGCGGUUGCCUUAGACCUCCGCAUCGCCGAUGCUAUCCACCGCUGCGGUGGCACCGCCACCCUGUCCCAAAUACUCGGAGAGAUUGGUGUCAGCCCAUGUAAGCAUGCCAGCCUCCGGCGUCUAAUGCGUGUCCUCACCGUAUCAGGAACUUUCGACAUCCAGCCCUCUUCAGCGCCAGCAGGAACCACGUCGUCAGAGUCGGAUGGGCAUGAACCUGUCUAUAAGCUGACAACAGCGUCCUGCCUCCUCGUCAGCAGCAACAGCGGCGGCGAGAGCUUGGCGACAGCAAGCAUGUCUCCUAUGCUAAACCAUGUGCUUAGCCCCUUCCGUGACUCGACGCUGAGCAUGGGGCUCACCGCAUGGUUCCGGCAUGAUGAAGACGAACAGUGCCCGUUCACCCUGAUGCACGGCGCGACCUUGUGGGAGGUGUCCGAGCAUGACGAUGCUGUAAACGCGUCGGUCAACAACGCCCUGGCUGCGGACAGCCACUUUCUGAUGCAGGUUGUCUUGAAGGAGUUCAGCGAGAUCUUUCACGGGAUAGACUCGCUGAUCGAUGUCGCUGGAGGGCUUGGGGGAGCCGCCAUGGCCAUCGCGGCGGCGUUUCCGUCUUUGAAGUGUACCGUGCUGGAUCUCCCUCAUGUUGUUGCCACGGCUCCUUCCAUUUUUAUUGGCAACGUACAGUUUGUUGCCGGUGACAUGUUUGAGAGUAUUCCACCUGCAAAGGCUUGUUUGAAUAAGUCCUUGAGCAUCUAAUUAUAGAAUGUAGAGGCGCCUAACGCCAUUAGAGGCAGGCCACAGAUUGCGGCAUGGCCCAGGUGGUUGGGAUGGCAACCACUGAUCACGAGUAUGCCGGGAUUAGCAGGUCAUUUUAUUUCCUUGUAACACAUCAUGUAUUUCCUUUAUAUAGUGAAUACGAUCAAUGGAAACUGCUGUCGCUU